This is a messenger RNA of Pangasianodon hypophthalmus (striped catfish), 3170 nucleotides long. It is a transcript of the gene fam131aa, whose product is annotated as family with sequence similarity 131 member Aa. Bases 361 to 1236 code for a protein of 291 amino acids. The record is from RefSeq and is a predicted model, not a curated record. NCBI's taxonomy places the organism in Eukaryota, Metazoa, Chordata, Actinopteri, Siluriformes, Pangasiidae. The transcript has 5 exons.
AGACAUUCUAUAUGAUUGUGUAGAAAACUUUGUGGUAAGAGUUUAGAGGAAGAAGCACACACGCAUGGCUGUGAUGGUCAGGUGUUAGAUUAGAUGAGUGCACAGGAUGUGGUUGGUGGUGUGUAAAGGGUUAAAGGUGCUGGUGCAGGAGUCGGAAUCAGAGUGUUGUGUCUUUAAGGAACAGGUGGCUGUGAACAGUGACGCGUUAAUAGCACUCACAGAGGAGACAUGAAGCCUUUCUGCUCUCUUCCUGAGGCUUAAUCGAGCACAAAGGCGUUAUUAAUGCCUCGUGCACAGCCGGGUGUCGCGCGCGUCUGGACGUGGAUGAGGAUUAAGCGUGGUGCUGGAGCUGUGUGACUGAUGUGUGCGAUGCUCCUGACCGCUUUACCCCAGCUCAGUUUAAAGGUAGAUGAGCCUGUUGAAAUGCUCCCAAAAUCCAGAAAAGCGCUCAGCAUCCAGGAGAUCGCAGCUUUGGCCAGAUCAUCACUCAACGGCAUCUCUCAGGUGGUGAGGGAUCAUGUGACCAAACCGACGGCGAUGGCUCAGGGUCGAGUGGCUCACCUGAUCGAGUGGAAAGGCUGGUCCAAACCGUUAGAGCCGUCGUCUGCUACGCUGCAGUCGCAUUUUAAUUCCUACUCGCACCUCAGCGAGGGAGAGCAGGAGGCCCGCUUCGCAGCAGGCGUCGCGGAGCAGUUCGCUAUUGCGGAAGCUAAACUCCGAGCCUGGAAUUCUGUGGAUGAGGAGGAUGAGGAGGAAGAUUGUUCUGAAGAGGAACUCGCUCACAGUAACGAGUUAACCGUCACCACUCAGAGCUCAGACGCCGUGCUGUCCAAUCAGGAGAGCUCAACGUCGUGCCAGCCUGAAACGAAUCAGAACAUCAGUGAGGAAUCCAGCCUCAUCCUGAGCUACUCAGACGGACAUCGAAACGCAGAAGAACCACAAGGAACCAUAGAAGAACUACAGAUCCAGGCAGAAGAUCUCCAGCUGCCAUCAGACGAGGUCCAGAAGCUCAAACGUAGGUCCUUAUGGAGCAGAGGCGACUCCUGCUACCACUCCGCCUCCUACUCCGAGUCCGGCCUAUCUCCAGAGGAAGAGGAGGAAGAGGAACAGGACGUAGAAACGGAGGACAAUGUCUUUCAGGAGGUGAUCUGCUGGUACAGCAUGUCCGAUACUUCAGGAGCGGCGUCCUUUGACGAUGAGGUGGACGUGGAGGACGGAGAAACGUCCAGGCAGUGAUGAUGCUCUCUCUCCAUAUCUCGAUACGUAUCGUCCCUUUAGUGUCCCUCAGUCUGUCAAUCAUCUGGACAUCUGAUCAGUGAACGGAUCAAUGGACACAUUUAUCUUCUCUUUCAUCUCCGUUUUCUUCUCCUCCUCCUCUCUUUCCGAUUUCUCCACGCAGUGACCGUAUCAUCGUUAAAAUGAGGGAUCGGAUCAGGAGUUUACAAGGUUAAUAGUCAGAGGAGGUCAUGGUGUCGAUGAUGUCGAUGAUGAUUAUAUAAUGCUGUAGGAAAUCAUAUCACUUAAGAUGAUGACACAAGUGCUUCUAAUGAUCUUUCAUUUUACUCUGUAUCAGGAAUGGGCAUUACGGACGUUACCUUAUAUAGGAAAUGGGCGUUAUGAUGUCUAUCUAAAAUGAGCACUCCUGACAUUACGAUUUAUUGGAAAUGAAUGAAACAUAUACAGUACUGUGCAAAAGUCUUGGCACCCUAUGGUUUUUUUUUUUUUUUUUUUAAGUACAAACUUUGUUAUAGAUGUUUAUUUUCUGACUUCUACAUUAUUGAUUCAGUACAAAACCAUUUUAGAUUCCAAACAUUAGUUUUCCAGCACAGAAUGAAAUGUUACAGAAAAAUGUUUGUAUGUCAGUAAAGAAAGCAGCAGAUUCCAUAAGAGACACUUUUCAGAUAAAAACAGAAUGAAGGCUGCUGGGUUUCGCUGCAGAAAUAAGAAGCGAGUCGACAGUCAAAGUCUCCAGAAGAACUGUGGCUGCUUCUGCAAGAUGCUCAGUAACACUUCCAGCUCAUUUCCUUAUAAAACUGCACACACUGCACCUCAGAUACUGCUUUAUUUAUUUAAAGUGAAGGAUCGUCACAUUAAAUACUGACUUUGUUUCAUUUAUUACUGUUUACUGCUCUUUAUAGGAUUUUUUUAAUGUAGAAACAUUUAAUUUCAUUAUUUUUGAAGGCGUUUUUGCUCUACAGCAUUUCUUUACAUGUGCCUAAGACUUUUUCACAGUACUGUGUGUAUACACACACACACACACACACACACACACACACACACACACACACACACACACGAAAUGGCCGUUCUGAACCCUGCACUAUCCAUGCUGCCCAACCCUGCUUAAACACUCGUAAGAGUUCACACAAAUUAAAGUGUGAAUUUGUAAGUGUAAGCCCUUGUUGAAAAAAAAAAAAAAAUCGCUCAUUUCUGUUAAAAUAUAAUUUCAUUUUUACGUAUAAACACCUGCACGUGACCCUUUUUAACGUUCACUCCCUAAUAAAUUUAAUUUGACCUAUCUAUUUCAUCACUGAGAACGAUUCUGACGUAAACUUUCACUUAAGUUUCAUUUUUCGUUGCGUUUUCCACCGCUGAGAUUAUCGUAUCGUAUCAGCUGAGCGGCGGAUUGUUACGAGGAGUUCAGGCUUCGACGCAGGAAAUUCGAGCCGUAUGGAAACGCAUUACUACAAUCACUGUGUGAUGUCGUACCUCAAGAAACCGAUAUGUUCCUUUCCUCCUCUCUCUCUUUCUCGUUUGCUUUUCUGCUCCACUGUGAUGUGAAAAGUUUCCUGUCGGCUGCUGAACGAAAAGGUUUCCGAGGCCUCGCGUCGCCGUGACCUGGAGACGCAGCAGGUCUACAGCGUGAUGGUGAUGGAACACUCUAGAACACUCUAGAACACGGGCAGUAGAACCUCAUCGACGUGCAUGACGCGCCACAGCGAAGCUACACUCGUGAUUCAUAAUCGACGUGGCAUUAUUCUGUAAACGUGGCCUGGUGACGUCACCGUGUGUGUUCGUGAGUGGGACGUGACGUUCGACGUGCAAUCUUUUUGUUUGUUUGUUUGUUUGUUUGUUUGUUUUUUAAAUCCUUUGUAUAAGAACCUAUUUGGAAAUUGCAUUGAUCACAUGAUUGCAUUAAAGUGGAUGAGUGUACAUUUCAUCUCCUGAUU